Peromyscus maniculatus bairdii (prairie deer mouse) is the source of this 815-nucleotide messenger RNA. RefSeq names its product H-2 class I histocompatibility antigen, Q10 alpha chain-like. The record is from RefSeq and is a predicted model, not a curated record. Gene Ontology annotation, cellular component: external side of plasma membrane. NCBI's taxonomy places the organism in Eukaryota, Metazoa, Chordata, Mammalia, Rodentia, Cricetidae. Gene Ontology annotation, molecular function: peptide antigen binding; signaling receptor binding. Gene Ontology annotation, biological process: antigen processing and presentation of endogenous peptide antigen via MHC class Ib; positive regulation of T cell mediated cytotoxicity; immune response.
GCAGGGCCCAGGAGAUUUCUCUUCCAGGAGUUCAUCUUUCCAUGACCCAACCACAAUGCUCUCUAUCACUACCAUUGGGAAUUCUUAGAGAAGCCAAUCAGCCUCAUCCAUAUCAAGAUUAUAAACUGAACACACACUAGUAGAGACUCAGUGUCCACUCUUCAAGCAGGAUGAAGACCUUUAUCCCUGAGGCUCUCCUCCUGCUGCUCCUGGCCAACCUGACCCUGACCAGGCAUCCAAAGGGUUCACACUCCCUGAGCUAUUUGCAAACUCUCCUCACCUCGCCUGACUUCUUGGAACCCCAACUCAUCUAUGCUGUCUACUUUAAUGACAUUCAUAUUGAGAGAUUCAACAGCAGAGAGGAGCCUCCGAGACUGAUGCACUGUGCACCAUGGGUGGAUCAGCAGGAGCCAGAGUAUUGGGACCAGAGGACAGAAGAAGUUCUGAAGCUGAUGGCAACAUACAAGUACAUACUGAAGAAAAUGCUUCACAUCUACAAUCUAAUUGAAACUGGUAAUCACACAAUCCAGAUCCUGAUGGCCUGCGAUGUACUGCCUGGAGGGAACCUCAGUCAUAUACAAUAUGAAUUCGUCUUCAAUGGCCAUGAUUACGUUGUGCUGAACGAGGACCUGAGAACUUGGACUGCAGUCGGCAAGGCAGCUGAAGUGCUGAGGCAAAAUUGGGAGGCAUCAGGUCUUGCAAAAUCUUUGAAGACUUACUUGCAGCAUAAAGGUGUGAAGUUGGUCCUCAGACAGCUGGUCUAUGGGAAGGAGAUUUUGCUGAGAACAGGUAAGGAAAGAAACUGCCAAUCUUGA